This is a messenger RNA of Cordyceps fumosorosea ARSEF 2679, 2028 nucleotides long. RefSeq names its product CLPTM1 domain protein. Lineage: Eukaryota; Fungi; Ascomycota; Sordariomycetes; Hypocreales; Cordycipitaceae. The transcript is spliced from 2 exons. Gene Ontology annotation, cellular component: membrane; endomembrane system. The coding region runs from base 1 to 2028 and encodes 675 amino acids. The record is from RefSeq and is a predicted model, not a curated record.
AUGCCUGCCCAAGGUGUUGCUGCUGUGCUCCCCCAGCAGGGAGCUCGCGGCCAACGCCAGCAGCAACAGCAGCAAGGUGGUGGCUUUAACUUCCAACGACUACUCCUCGGCGCUGGCUUCUACCUGGCUGUCAAUGCCGGUUUGAGCUGGUAUCUCCAAAAGGACCAGCGCGGCGUCACCGUCGAAGAUCCCACCACGGGCAAACAGAUACGCGUCACCUCCAACACCGGCGACAUCCCGGCCUUCCAGCUGCGCCCGAAAGAUCUCGAUGAGGGCGCCGAGCGUGCCGCGCUUCCGAAGCUUGUCGCGCCAAUCUGGCCCCAGGACAGCCACCUCGACAUUGUCGUCACCGUCUCGCCCUCGUCUCAACCUGCCCCGAUCGAUCAGACGCCCGCCGAGUAUGUCGUGCUCAAUGAAAAGCGCUUCCACAUGGGCAACAGCUCCGACAAACGCCAUGUCGAAGGCAAGUUUGCUGUGCCCUCCGAAAUCCAGCACAACGCCACGCUCUGGGGCCACUUCUUCGUCGGCCUCGCUGGCAGCACCCUCGACCCUCGCGACCCUACCUGGAGCAGCGACACCGCCUACCAUAUGGCAUACCCGUUAACCCAGUAUCUUCCCAAGAAAAAGAUAGCCAAGACGAGAAACCUGCUCGAGUCGCGCAGCGGCGACGACCAGACCGAACCGGAAAUCUCUGAGCCCAAGACGCCCAUCAUCACGAACCACUACCACCCCAAUGCGAGUCUUUCGUUUAUCCCCGGCGUUGGUGUUAAGGAGCUUACAACUAUGCCCCCUCAUAUGAAGCAUUUCAUCCGGCUUGAGCGAAGUGGUGCCCGCGAUGGCACUGGCCAGAACGGCUGGUACUACCCGCUUCUCUUUGUCAACACGUUCUGGCAGCUCAACAAGGACAUGAUUCCUCUCAACGAGACUGUCAAGGAGCUGCCCAUUCGUAUUGACCUCGGUAAUAUGGCGGCCUGGCAGUUCCAAAUCAUGGCCAACAUUGAGAUGAACUCCAAGGAAAACGCGCGUCAGGCCGCCUUUGGCAACCCUGUGCCCGGCACUGGGGACGGCUCCGAGAUUGAGAUGGUCAAGGAGAUCCUCAUCGACAACAACCCAAUUCUGCUCGCCAUUACUGCCGUCGUCACCGUCGCCCACGUCAUCCUUGAGACGCUGGCCUUUGGAUCCGACAUUGCGCACUACCGCAAGAAGAAGGACAACGUCGGCAUCUCGGUGCGCUCUAUCCUCGCCAACGUCUUCAUGCAGACCAUAAUUUUCCUGUACCUCCUGGACAACUCCCAAAACACGAGUUGGAUGAUUCUUGGCUCCCAGGUCGUGGGUAUCGUGAUUGAGUUCUGGAAGAUUACAACCGUCGUCGAUGUCCGCUGGCGCCCAACGCCGCCUGGCUCCUGGAUUCCUUACUGGUUUGUGUUUGAGGACAAGCACAAGCUCACUGAGACGGAAGAAAAGACCAAGGAAUAUGACCAGAUUGCCUUCAAGUACAUGUACAUCGUGGCUGUGCCGCUGCUGAUUGCCUAUGGCAUCUACUCACUCAUGUAUGAGACGCACAAGUCAUGGUACUCGUUUAUCAUCACUACGCUCGUUGGCUCCGUCUACACGUACGGCUUCCUGAUGAUGGUGCCCUCGCUGUACAUCAACUACCGGCUCAAGAGCGUCGCGCACAUGCCCGCCAAGGCCAUGAUGUACAAGUUCCUGAACACUUUCAUCGACGACCUCUUUGCUUUUACCAUCAAGAUGCCGCUCCUGCACCGUCUGGCGACGUUCCGUGACGACGUCAUCUUCUUCAUCUACCUGUACCAGAAGUGGGCUUACAAAACUGACUAUUCGCGCGUCAACGAGUUUGGCCAGGGCGGCGACGAUGACGAGGAGCUACCGAAGCUGGCAGAGGACAAGGGGAAGAAGGAGGAGGCCAACGUGGAGGCCAAGAAACAGCCAGUCCGGGAGCUUGUGGCGGAGAAGGCCAAGGCCAAGGCCAGUGGCGCUGACACGGGCGCUGCGACCAAGAGAAAGUAA